GGUGGCUCGAGCUCCCGGCUAGCAUGGCACGCAUGGCUGUGGCAGCGGUAGCGGCUGACCGUGCGAGCUGAAGACCUAACGUUUGAACAAGCCAGUGCCAAUCCAUAUCAUUGGUCCACCAAAUAAAUUCAUUGAAGCUUGAUUCCGCAUUCUACCCUCUGCGCAAACCCAAAUGUGGAUGGGGCUCGAGCUCGAUGGUGUCGGUUUGGAAGCCUCUGGGUCAUGCCUAAAGAAAUGGAUCUAAAAUUGGUAAGUCCCGUGGCGAAGAUGAGGUUUGACAAGAGCCUCAACUCUAGGUACCUACCUUCCAUUAUCAUCAAGACUCUUGACUUUAGUUUCCUUUUCUUUGGCCUCACCUGUCGAAAUUCUCCGCGCCAGGCGAUGAUGCUUCGACGGACGCGAAUACCUUGACAAACGUAUCUGGAGACCAAGAUGACACGAUGAUUACAUUGAGAAACUCACAUUUCCAUUGUUGUUGUUGACAAGCAAGCGAUGGACAUACACCACACCUCAACCAGACGAAUCUCGAUUGUCUUCUAGUGAGCAAAGAAAACCACUUCUUCGACUUCUCACCGUGUGCGAUACAUUUCCGCCGGCUUUCCUCUUCUCUGUCUCAUUUUCCGCCGAGAUGAAAAUCAACCAACUUUUCCCACAGCGGCGGUUCGGAGCCUCUGGCGAACGUGAGGCGACUGUUCGAAAACACAUCCCAUGGAUUUCAUCACCGCUCCAGGAGGAUGUACAACCCGAUUCCACACAGCAAGGACAUAAUGCAGGAUCAAGUUCGGCGACACUUUCAGGUACCAAUGGACCGAGCGAUGGAGGAUUGAAACUGCCUCCGUUCAAACAUCGCCAUGAAGCAAGCACGAUUGAACUCUUCUAUGAUCUUUUCUUCGUGGCGAAUCUGGCCACUUUCACUAAUAACCACGAAAUCGUGGACAGUAAAUGUAAGUUAGCGGAGAAUUGUGGAAUUGUUGAGGGUUUGGCGGAUGAUGAACGACUUUCUUCGAUAUCAAUUCAUUCCAUCCAGUCGAACGAGGUACCCCGUGCAUAUUUUAUGGAUAUUUGGGCUAAUCACUUUCACAGCAUUACGAAACUACAUUGGCUUCUUCACGAUUCUGUGGUUCACAUGGCUACAGACAUCCUUGUUCGACGUCCGAUUCGGAGUGGAUUCGGUCUUGCAGCGAAUCUUUAACAUCACAUCCUUCGGGAUCAUGACGGGAUUUGCCGUGGUGGGCGCCAUCUAUGACACAACACACCUGGUCGAAAACAUCAAGGGCUUUCGAGCCAUGUGCCUCGUCCUCAUGACAUCCCGGUUGAUUCUUGCGCUCCAGUACGGGGUCAUCUUAUGGUUUGUCCGCCGUUACAACCACACUUGGCUACCUUUGCUCAGCACCAUGGGCGUUUUGUUCCUCGCUGCCAUGGGCUACCUCGGAACAUAUUGGGGAUUCGACGUUGACGACUUUACUUCCACGGCCCCUCAUACUUACUACGCCUGGUAUGGUAUUGCCGUCGCCGAGGCCGCCGCUGUUAUUACCAUUUCUUCCAUUUGGAGAGUCGUCAGUUUCAAACGGACACAUCUCGUCGAGAGAGUCGGUCUCUUGACUCUUAUCAUCAUGGGCGAAGGCAUCAUCGGCGUAGCCAAAUCCGUAUCCAUGAUCCUGCAGACAUCACGAGAUACCGAGGCUGCCGACAUUGGCAACAUUGCAUCAUCGGUGCUCGUCAUUUAUUUCAUCUGGGUCUUGUACUUUGACCAGAUCGAGCACGAACGAUUCGGCACCAUCCGACAACAAGUCUGGGCGAUCCUACACUUUCCAUUACACGUGGCCAUGCUGCUAACGGUGGAGGGCACGGCGGCUUUGAUAUUGUGGAACAUCAUCGCCAGAUAUCUCCGCGGAUGGAUAGACUAUGUCAACAAUAUCCCCGCGAGUAUCAACUCGACGUCGGAGAUGGUUGAAUAUCUAGAGACGGGGAUCUUGGUGAUUGAGGAUCUGUUCAAAGAAUCGCAUACGGACUUAGCGCAUACAUACAACUACCACCACAAUUUGACGUCAAUUUCCAACAUCUCUGCGCCGUUCAAUACGCCGGCGUGGAACGCCCAAUUCACCCCACUGCUCCAGGAUCUAGCGUUUGGUGUGGUCAACGCCAUCUUCACCAAAUUCGGCAUCGAGGGCCCCGAACAGGACGAAACGAUCCAUAUGACAGAGAGCGAGCGAUCCGAAGCCCUGGCCAACGUCUUCUCCACCGUGUUUGCUUACGUGUAUAUCGCUGCGGGCGCAUUCGCCAUGCUCCUCGGUGUGCUCUACUGGUUCGGCAAGACCAGAAAGUCCUUGGCCGAAUGGUACGCAAUCCUCAUUCGGGUUAUCUUUGGUUUGGGUCUUUGUGGCUUCUCCGCCAUCGCCUUUACCGAUGGUGGUGCUUCAGACGGUUUUACUUUCAGUGCUUGGCCUAUUCCAGUGAUCAUGUUCACGUAUGGCGUCGUGAUUUUGCUGGACAAUCUAAUCCUUUGGUGGGGGAAUAGAGCAGUGAAAAGGAGAAAUAAACAAGCGACCCAACAACAUGCUCGGCCUGGCAUGCUAGACUUGAAAUUUGGCUCACGUUCGAAUGAUGCGACGGCGCAACGUACUGCGGAAAAGUUACCUGCGGGGAAUGAAUCGGCGGUGUAAUGAAAUGGGAUUCUGAACAGGGAUAAAUAUGAUUCAUCAACUGUAUAGCAAGCUAUAUACUACCUGUAUAGAGUCCUUGAGACUGGUUUGAUGUGACUUAGUAGCAUCCUCUACUAGCGCAAUGCAGCGAGGAGUUUAGCAAACACUAAUACUCUUGGCGUUAAUUACA
Exophiala mesophila is the source of this 2832-nucleotide messenger RNA. RefSeq lists its product as hypothetical. The transcript is spliced from 4 exons. Bases 987 to 2663 code for a protein of 558 amino acids. The record is from RefSeq and is a predicted model, not a curated record. Lineage: Eukaryota; Fungi; Ascomycota; Eurotiomycetes; Chaetothyriales; Herpotrichiellaceae.